Messenger RNA from Ambispora gerdemannii, 573 nucleotides. The record is from the annotation of a GenBank genome assembly. Lineage: Eukaryota; Fungi; Glomeromycota; Glomeromycetes; Archaeosporales; Ambisporaceae.
AUGAAUUUUCUUCAAGAUAUUGAUAUUGAAGAAAGACAAGAACUCACUGAUCUUAAGGAAAUACGUGAGGUAUUUUACGCCGUAAAAGAUCCUGGACCAUAUUCAUCGGAUGAAAACAUAAUAAAAGCUGUCGACGAAUGGAUCAAUUCCAAAGAAACAACGCGAAAAAAAGUAUUUCAAUUACUUGGUAAUAAGAUGGAUGAUCCUAGCUACGCAUGUAUACUGGGACUUUUUCAUCAUUACGGUAUUGGUGUCCAAAUAGACCGUUCGAUGGCAUUUACCUGUUAUCGAUUUGCUGCUGAAUCUAAGUCCGACAACAAUGCAUUUGCGCAAAAUCAACUAGGCUAUUGCUAUCGUGAUGGUCUCGGUACGAUAAACAAUAGUGAAAAAGCAUUUGAAUGCUUCAAAAAAUCAGCAGAAGGAGGCCACAUGUGUGGAAUGCGGACUCUGGCGGAUCACUAUUAUAAUGGGUGGAAUUGGGGCUAUGGAACUCGACGUGACCUGCAUGAAGCUUUAUAUUGGGCAAAAAAAGACCAAGAUGGGUCUACUCUUUGGCUUUUGCCGACUGACUAA